AUGCUGAGCGACAAUCAUAUGCGAGCGAGCCUUCAGGUGGCUCCAUUGGAUCUCACAAAAUCUCGACCUGAAGAGGCCGACGAUGGCUCUCUGUCAAACAACCAAACUCCCAAAGGCGAAUCAAGUUUGGAAACUUCACAUCUUCGCUCUCAAAUGACGCCUCCGGUGACUCCCAAUGGCUCGCAGGAGGACCUAUCCUCCGUAUCGACGCCCCAUAUGCCGCCCGUUUUCCACAACUUCCUCCGCGCCUUUUAUCCUUUUCACCCGACUCUCGCAAUGGCCGAUUCUAGCGUUACUCUACCACUAGACGAAGGAGACGUUGUUCUGGUGCACUCGAUCCACACAAACGGGUGGGCAGAUGGGACACUUCUAACAUCAGGCGCCAGGGGCUGGCUUCCAACCAACUACUGCGAGGCGUACGAGCCGGGGGAAAUGCGCAGCCUCCUCAAGGCGUUACUUAAUUUCUGGGACCUGUUACGAAUAACAACGAUUGACGAGGACCAUAUGUUUCAGAGCCAAGAGUUUAUGAAGGGCCUCAUUGGUGGAGUGCGCUAUCUUCUGGAGCGCACUCGGUGUCUAAGUCGUGAAUCAAUGCUCAUUAAGCGAUGUGAUCCUCUACGCAGAUGCCGUAAAUCGCUGCUAUCAGAACUUUCAUCACUUGUGAAAACGGCGAAGCGGCUCCAGGACCUUCAACAGGUGGCGUUCGAGUUCCCUGAUGAAGUGAAUGACGUUGUGGACCAAAUGAUAUUAAAGGCAUUUAAAGUCGUUACCAAGGGAGUAAGAUUUCUCGAUGUUCUCGAAGACGAUAAGCGAGCUCACUCAUCCUCGCACACCAUUCAUACAAUGCCUCCUGUAAUCGAAGAGACGUGUGUUCCGCCUACGCCUCCCGCAGAUCGGGGUGUGUUUACCGAACAGACACAAACAGUUCCAGAUGACCGUGCUUCUGCUGCUGCCACAGCUGGCGAUGAGGCUUCUCUUGCUUCUGAAGAGACCAAUGCUGCUGCACAACUAGUCCAGCCCAGCCGCUGGAGCAAGCGACUAUCGUCAUUGAAUGCUCAGGCUGGCACCAAUUCAAAUCGGCAUUCUCAAGCUAGCACGGCACAAAUGAAUCGUCUUUCUGCAAACAUGGCUCACCGACUAUCGCUAGCUGGACCAUCUCCGCUCUCUCGCCCUCACCACCUUGUGUCUGAGCGUCUUAGCAAAAGCCACGACAAGUUUCUUUCCCAUCUUGGAUCUUUUAUCGGCCGCCUGCAUCUGCAGUCACAAUCGCGACAUGAGCUUGCAACAGCCAUUAAGCAGUCUGCUAUUUCUGGAGGAGAGCUUAUGGCUGUUGUUGAUGCGGUUAGUACGCAGAGCAGUUCUAUGAUCAACGCCCUGGUUUCAUCAAGAGAUGCUCUCCUGGAGCGUAUUCAGGACUUGGUGUGCGCUGCUCGGGAUACUUUGGCGAAUGCGGAAACGGAAGGAGCAGACAUCAUUAUGCCACAGGAUAACAACAUCAUGCUAAAUUCUGCGACAAGCUGUGUGAGAGCGGCUGGAGAGUGCGUCGCCUUGACAAAAGGUGUAAUCGAGAGAUCGGGAGAUUUUGAACUUGAGUCUGUUGGGAAUGCCCUGCCUUUGGAUGCAAUUGUUCUAAAUGCCCCUGCAACUAGAUCAAGGACACCAUCAGUGGCAGAGAGAUCCGAGGCUGCUAGUGUUGUCGGAUCGGCAAACUCCCCUGCCAGGCGGCCAAGUGUCGUGGCACUUGAUAAGCCUUUGCCUCGUGUCCCCGAUAGCCAGCCCGAUGAAGAGGCUACGCCGCCAGCUACGUCUCCCAAAAACUCUCGACCCUCAUCGGUAGUGGGAGAAGCGGUAUCAAGUCCAGCCUCCUCCGCUACAUCUGUUGGUCGAACACUCCCUCCUCUUCCAAAACUUACCACAACCUCGAUACCCGCAGAUACGACCGAAAAUGGCUCUGCUCGCGAACUGGACCUUCAUUCGUCUUUUGAUAGCAUGGCUGGCUCUAGUGCUGGAAGCAGCACAACAUAUCUGAGUAGAGACUCAGAAGUCAGUAUCCUAUCUCAGAGCUCAACGCGAGCCACUACCCCUGACCAAACGCUGGUUCCCCGAAACCAGCCCUCUUUAUCCGAGCUGAGCACUACCGGAAGCUCCACCCAUACAGAAGAAGCUGAUGAUGUCGAGUCAAAGUUGUUGAUGAAGACAUACGCACACGAGCUCGUAUUCAACAAAGAAGGCCAGGUGACGGGUGGCACACUUCCAGCAUUGGUUGAGCGUUUAACCACUCACGAAGCUACGCCCGAUGCCACAUUCGUCUCAACAUUUUACUUGACGUUUAGGCUUUUUGCCACUCCCAUACAGUUGACAGAGGCACUCAUUGACCGAUUUGAAUAUGCGGAAGAGUCGCCGCAAACAUCAGGCCCGAUUCGCUUGCGGGUAUAUAAUGCUUUCAAGGGCUGGCUUGAGUCUCACUGGCGCGAUCAGACCGACCGAGAUGCACUGAAGCUCAUUAUUCCCUUUGCUGAGAACCGGCUUAAUUCUAUAUUGCCAUCUGCCGGAUCACGGCUGCUAGAACUAACGACUCGUGUGUCUAAUGAAGGAGCGCUGGUGCCUCGGCUUGUCUCUUCUAUGGGCAAGACUAACACGGCCAUCGGCCAAUACGUCCCGGCUGAUCUUCCUCUUCCAUCUUCUAUUAUCUCAAAGGGCCAGCAGAGCGCACUGCAAUCCUUCAAGGCCGGCGGCGUCUCGCCUACAAUACUCGACUUUGAUCCUCUAGAGCUUGCCCGCCAACUAACCGUCAAGCAGAUGAACAUCUUUUGUUCCAUCUUGCCCCAGGAGCUUCUGGCCUCCCAAUGGAUGAAGAAGGCCGGAGCAGAUGCGCCAAAUGUCAAAGCCAUGACUGCUCUAUCGACCGACCUAUCAAAUAUGGUUGCCGCAACAAUACUUCAGCAUUCAGAGCUCAAAAAGCGGGCCGCCGUCAUUAAGCAGUGGAUCAAAAUUGCGCAGUCAUUCUUGGAACUUCAUAAUUACGAUGGUUUGAUAGCCAUCAUCUGCAUCCUUAAUAGCAGCACCAUCACUCGCCUGCGUAAGACUUGGGAUGCGAUAUCACAGAAGCGUAAAGAAGUGCUCCGAAACCUGCAAGAGAUUGUAGAGCCGUCGCAAAACAACAAAGUUCUUCGCACAAAACUACAUGAUCACGUCCCUCCCUGCCUGCCUUUCCUUGGCAUGUAUCUUACUGACUUGACUUUUGUUGAUAUCGGCAACCCGUCAACGAAGCGUGUAUCUUUGGGGAGCGAAUCUGAAGUAGAUGGCGCAGGCGGCUUGACAGUCGUCAACUUCGACAAGCAUUCUAAGACGUCCAAGAUUAUCGGAGAACUUCAACGGUUUCAAAUACCUUAUAGACUGACGGAGCUGCCUGAUAUGCAGGACUGGUUAUCAGCACAGUUUCAGCAAAUCCGUGAAGCAAGCAAAGGGAACGUUCAAGUGACAUACUACCGAAAGAGUCUCUUGCUUGAACCACGCGAGCCUAUAGUGAAGCGAGAGACUGCUGAGUCGCCGGCAACGGCAACGGCGGCAGCAGCUGGUCGACCCGAUAUUUUCGGCUGGAUUACGCGUGAUCGUGUUGGACAAAACUCGACACCACAAGCUUAA
Messenger RNA from Trichoderma asperellum CBS 433.97, 3645 nucleotides. RefSeq lists its product as uncharacterized. NCBI's taxonomy places the organism in Eukaryota, Fungi, Ascomycota, Sordariomycetes, Hypocreales, Hypocreaceae. Gene Ontology annotation, biological process: positive regulation of GTPase activity; Ras protein signal transduction. The record is from RefSeq and is a predicted model, not a curated record. Gene Ontology annotation, molecular function: protein binding; guanyl-nucleotide exchange factor activity. Gene Ontology annotation, cellular component: plasma membrane.